Messenger RNA from Pseudogymnoascus verrucosus, 2459 nucleotides. RefSeq lists its product as uncharacterized. Lineage: Eukaryota; Fungi; Ascomycota; Leotiomycetes; Thelebolales; Thelebolaceae. The coding region runs from base 436 to 2409 and encodes 657 amino acids. The transcript has a single exon. The record is from RefSeq and is a predicted model, not a curated record. Gene Ontology annotation, molecular function: protein kinase activity. Gene Ontology annotation, biological process: protein phosphorylation.
GGUAGCAAAAGACUGUAAAAUGCUUGCUCUCCCACAUCUCUGGGACGGCUCUCACUAGGACUAGUGAGAGCAUCUGGUACAGCGCAUCACAGCAUCACAGCUAUCACCGGAUAGCAUCACAGGAUAGUCCCUUCCCCCUUCGGCAAGGCUCAUAACACGGAUCGGACCGACCGGGAUUACUGCAGUCUUGGGCCUCUAUACUCCCCCUCGCCCUCGCCCUCGCCCUCGCCCACGAAUGAGAGAUCCCAGGCAAUCAUAUUCUAGCGCUAUCCCCCCCCCCCAUGAGGCUCUUCCAUUUUGAGGCUCUUAAACAACUAGAGACGCGGGGGAGAGAAAGCGGAGCCAGCAUCGCUUUUAGAGUUUUGAUAGGUCGUACAGGCCCACUAUCUCCAACGUCGGUCAUCAACGUCGAUACACCCUAGCGCCCCUAUAGCAAUGGGAAGUGCUUCAUCAAAAUUAUCUCGUGACAACGGCAAGUUGCUGGUUCGUGACCGGGGUACUCUUAUAUCUCCGUCAGCUGCUACCGAUAGCUCCGCAUACGAUUAUGAAUAUAUCCUCGACGACAUUGACGGCUGUAUCCAUGCCGCUGUUGCAGGCUUCCUUGAGAAAUUCUUCGACGGCAAAUCAUGGUCUCCAGCCACUCAAAAGGUCGUCUCGUCUGUGGACCUUGAUGAUUUCAAGACAAGCUCUUCAAAGAUAGAAUCGCCAAUCGAUUUGUGUCUAUUGCUACACGAAGUGUUGAAACUGAAUGAAAGGGGUGUGAUAUAUUGUCCAGUUCAGACACCGCCUAGCAAGUCGCCAUUACGUCCGAGUGGUGGCAUUGCCUUGUUCAGCGCCAUAACGGAGUCAGAACCACGAGCUGAAGUCGUUGGAGUAUUCCGCCCCGGAGGAGCUUCAGAUUACAAAGAUGGCCUUUUUGAACUUUUUGGUCAUGCUCGUGCAGUGUUUAGCAAACGACCAGAUCGUUCUUUCGUCCAUGGAUUUUAUCUCUUUGGGAAUACCAUGGAAUGCUGGAUGUUUGAUAGAUCUGGAGCCUACAGCUGCGAGCCGUUUAACACAACAGAGCAUCCAGAACGCUUCCUUACAAUCAUGGAUGCUUACGCUUCGAUGAGCGACCAGGAAUGGGGACGGAGCAACUUUAUCAAGGAGGACAGUGAAGGCACCUACGUUUGUGUAGAGGAUGAGAAAACAAAAGUACCAGGAAAGAUGUACCUCCAGACCCCACCAUUUUUCAUCAGAGACGAAGAGGUCAUUGCCAGGGGCAGCCUUUUGUGCCACAGAGGCAGGGAAUCUCCUGAUGCGCCAUGGAAUUUUGUGGUUAAGUAUAAGUGGAAGCCGCCAUGGCACGAACCAGAGGCAGAACAACUAAAAAGGGUCCGGGACAGGAAUGUCUGGGGGGUUGUUCAAUUCCAUAGCUACAAAGUUAUUGAUAAAACUGAGGACCUGCGAAGAGACCUAAUCUUUGGCCCACCACAACAGUUUAAGGAUACAGAAGCUGUAGAACAGACUGCAGAAUCAAACGAGACUAGUGCGGGGGCCGUCGGUGCGAAGGCUCUGCUUGAAACGUUUGAGGAAAACAGACCCAACCUCCCCAAGAGCCCUGGGUACCGCAGUACUGUAUUCAGCUGCUUGAUUAUUUCGCCCCCUGGUACUUCAAUCUUCGAUUACGCCAAUCUUCAUCAGCUUUUAGAGGUCUUCCGCGAUGCCAUCAAGGCCCAUCGAUCUCUGUAUCAAGAUGGCGGCAUACUCCACAGGGACAUUGCAGCAUCAAACAUAAUAAUUGCUCCUCCCACAACUUCGGCAGAGUCGCCAAAGGGCAUGCUUAUUGAUCUUGACACGGCCUGGGAUAUCUCUCGCGGUCCAACACCUCAAGGUUCUAUGGUAGGAACUUCGCCUUUCAUGGCUAUCGGCGCUCUUGAAGCAUACGUUCAGAAUAACCCGCGUACUUACCGCCACGACCUCGAGUCCUUCUUCUACGUUUUCCUUUUCAUCGCCAUAUGCCCACGCGAGGAAGACGGCACCAAAACCGAGGAACUGCCCGAGACAAGCCGGCUGUUGCAGUGGAGGCAGGACAAGCGACAGCAGGUGCGCAAGACCGCGGAUAUGGGCGAAAAGGGAUUUGAGGCUGUCUUGGAGGAGUUUUCGCCGGAAUUUGAGUGUUUGAAGGGGCUGGCAAGGAUAUUGAGGGGAAUUCUGUUUCCAUUGAAGGAUGGUAAGAUUUGGACUUGGACUGACAUGUCCCCAGAAGGGACAAAUAAGCUUUAUGAUGAUAUGACCGAGGCGUUUAAGGAUGCACUUGUUUCUAUUGUUGUUGAUGCAGAGCCUCGAUACCCAACGACAACUUCGAUUACUGAAAUAAAAGCGCCAGGGCUUAAUCUCUUAGCGUGGUUGUGGCUCCCGAAGAGAUAAACAUUCUAGUUUAAUAUAUCAUUUACAUAGGGGGGAGUUAUCAUUUCCAU